Messenger RNA from Camponotus floridanus (Florida carpenter ant), 1346 nucleotides. It is a transcript of the gene Ilp1, whose product is annotated as LIRP. Lineage: Eukaryota; Metazoa; Arthropoda; Insecta; Hymenoptera; Formicidae. Gene Ontology annotation, cellular component: extracellular region. The record is from RefSeq and is a predicted model, not a curated record. The coding region runs from base 476 to 925 and encodes 149 amino acids. Gene Ontology annotation, molecular function: hormone activity. The transcript has 4 exons.
AAUAAUAUAAGAUAUAAUAAUAUAAGUUCACUGUCUUAAUUUCAUCUCAUAUUUGAAAGGAGAAUUGACAUGACUAUUUUAAAAUUUUUAACAUCAACAUUGGCCUAAUAUUUAUCGCGAUUCUCUAUGAUAAAGGUUUACGCAAUGAUUCGGCGAUUAAUUAUCGUUUACCAGACAAUGUAGUUUCGAUUCACUACAAUAUUAAGCUAAUACUACAUAUUUUGGAAGGUAAUUUUACAAUAUCUGGAAGGUAUUUUUUUGAAGGAGAAAAUAAUGUUAACAUCAUAAUUCGCAAUGUAACGCAAAACUUCCAUUUACACGUAUUGGACUUGACAAUAAAUGAAACGGACACAUCGUUGUUUGAUACCAACGGUAUUAGCUAUACACCAGCAACGUAUAAUUGUAACAAUCUAACGCAAAUCUUAGUUCUUAAUUUCAACGAACUAUCACCUGGAAAUUACACAUCGAAAAUGCGAUGUCCACGAACCAAUUGAACGUGCUCGUGAGCCUGACGAUCGCCAUCACAUUUCUUGUGUCGGAAUCAAAAAACGCAAAAACAAACCCUGAAUUUAACCAGGAGCUCGACAUACCCCAGCAAUAUUGUGGCGAUAAACUUGCUGAUACUCUAAGCGAGGUCUGUCAUGGCGUGUACAAUAGCCCUUAUAUGCCUUAUACUAGUGAAGAUGAUAGUUCAGAUAAUAAUCCAGAUAAUAGUCUAGAUCUUGAUCUAGAUCUAGAUUUUGAAGAAGAAAUGAAAAAGGCCGGUUAUUUGUUUGAUUGCGACUCUUCCCAGCCCCGAGCACGGAAGAUAAAUAAAAAAUUCGCCGACAGGCAUUAUCGAAGGGAACAGCCAAAAAAAGGCAUCUUUGAGGAAUGCUGUGUCAACCCGUGCAAUUUAACCGUCCUGGGUACAUAUUGCGGGUAACUGCGGGUAACUCCCUAAGCGCUUGUCCGGAAAUCAGUAAUCCUUCGAACUCCGCUUUAACGUUCGAUCACCCUGCAACCGAAUAAUCCCACAGACACAAGUGCAUAUAUCCAUACAUACACACACACACACACACACAUUAUACACACACACAGACACACACAGCAAGACACACACACAUAUACAUUACAUAUGUACAAUACAUGUUUGGAAAGUUUACUAGUUGCAUCAUGACUCAGUCAAAUAUAUACAUAAUUAUCACAUUAUUAUGUAUAUAUUUACGUAAUUUUUUACGAAGAAACUGAUUCUCUUGACGUAUGAUCGUGUGCGAGAUUCUUUUGUUCGCGAUUUCCUUCCGAAAGACGAAAAGGUAGCGAAGAGAAAGCAAAACUUAAGAAAAUAAAAGAAAUGUAGUCUUAAA